CACCUAUCAGUACCAAACGGGAUGAACUCGAAACAGCAUCACGCUGCGGUCGGUCGCUCCUGCUGCUGAUUGAUGAGUAAUCCCGCGAAGACGUCGAAUAAAUCAGUCCAAAGCGCGUACGCCGGACGACCGGCGUCGUCAUCGUUUCGACUACGUUAUAAAACGUUCAUUUCGCCUAAGUCGUUCGGUCAGUUUAAGCGUGCAAUUUGCCAGUGCAGGACGCCUUGCUUGAAGUUGUGUACGCGCGAAUAUUAAUAUUCAAAAAAUCUCAAACGCUCAACCGGUCGGUGCGGCACUUAAGUGAUCGUUAAGGUUCAGUUCAGUUGUUGUUAGCGAAUAUGGAAGGUGGAUUAUCCCCGUGGAUGAUGUCGCCCCAGGGUGCAAACAUGUAUGACAAUAUGGAGGAUGUGCCAUUAGGGAUCACUGGAGUAGAUCCUUGCCUGGACAAGAACGGAGAGAAUCACAGGACGAGUAGGUUCGAGAUGAUGAACCGCCACAAAAUGAAUACAGGGAAUCCUGUGCUGGUGGUGAGGAGAGGUCAACCCUUCCACUUGAAGGUUUACUGCGACAGACCAUACGAUGAAGAAAAGGACGUGAUUUCGUUUAUGUUAUCAGUGCAUCCGAUGGAUGGAGAAAGGGUUAGCCAUGGUCACGGAACGGUGGUACAUUUGCCACUGCAGAAGGCAGAUGACGAUGCGGAUGAAGAUGAAUCGGAUUGGAGAGCCGUGUUGGAGACGCAGGAGGAUGAAGUACUCACGAUAAGUAUUAGACCUUCGGCUAGGGCUUCGGUUUCCAAGUGGAACUUGGCCAUUGAUACCAAGCAGGUUGGGUUCGAUCAGGUGAUCAACGCGAACGUUUCAGUGGAUUUUUACCUACUGUUCAAUCCAUGGUGUGAAAAUGACUACGUAUAUCUGGAAGAUGAGAAACUACGCGAGGAAUAUGUGCUCAGCGAUACGACAAUGAUUUGGCGAGGUUGCAAUCGGAGUUUCCAUCCAACGGUUUGGAAGCUGGGACAGUUCGAAAGGGAUAUCCUGGAGUGCAGUUUCGUUUUGUUGUCCACGGUUGGGCGAGUGAGUGCUACAUACCGUGGGAACCCAGUUCGAGUGGCACGAGCGCUGUCUGCAACUGUUAACAGCAAUGAUGACAAUGGCGCACUGAUGGGAAGAUGGGGCAACGAGUUCCCAGAUGGCACACCCCCGACAAAGUGGAUUGGCUCGGUAGAAAUUCUACAGCAGUAUUACGCAUCGGGAACGUCCGUGCGGUAUGGACAGUGCUGGGUAUUCUCCGGAGUGUUGGCUACAAUCUCACGUGCCCUAGGAAUUCCUUGCCGAGUAGUGUCCAAUUUUAAUUCAGCACACGACUCAGAAGCAUCGCUAACUAUUGAUUAUUACAUCGGCGAGAACAACAAUCAUCUGGAUGAGUUCAGUUCAGAUUCUACAUGGAACUUCCACGUGUGGAACGAAAUGUGGAUGCAAAGGCCUGAUUUAGGGGAGAAGUCCGGUGAGCAGUACGAUGGAUGGCAAGUGGUUGAUGCAACGCCACAGGAGCUGUCUGAUGGAAUGUACAAGCUUGGACCGGCACCGGUGAAGGCAGUUAAAUGCGGUGAAAUCAACGUAAAUUACGAUUGUGAUUUUGUGUUCGCGGAAGUCAACGCCGAUGAGAUCUAUUGGAGGUACACAGGACCCGGUCAGCCAUUGAAGCUUGUGAAGAAGGAUCCUACCAAAAUUGGACAGUUUAUUAGUACCAAAGCGGUUGGAUCAUGGGACCGUGAAGAUAUCACCGAAUCGUACAAAUAUGAAGAGAAGUCCUGCGAUGAAAGGAUCACAAUGAUGAAGGCGUUGAAACAAGCUAGCAGUUCUUUUGCGAGGAUUUAUACAAAUGAAGAGUUUCAUGACAUUGACUUCGAUGUGGAAAUUCGGAAUGAUGUGAAAAUUGGAGAAUCAUUCACGAUUAUUUUGAACCUCAAGAAUAAUUCUGACGAUACACCUUACUCAAUUGAGGGAAUGGUUCACGUUGACACCGUUCUUUAUACUGGAAAGUUGAGGACACCCUUGAAAGCCAUUCCAUUCGAGGAAGAAGUUCAACCAAACUCAACCGCUUCCGUAGAGUUGCACGUAGAAUUUGAAGAAUACUACAGUAAUGUUUUGGAUCAGAACUACUUUAAGAUCAUAUGCUCAGCCAGUGUCCUAGGUACCAACUACGAAUAUUUCGCUGAAGAAGAUUAUCGCGUUCGUAAGCCCGAUAUUAAGAUCAAUUUAGAUAACGAACCCAGUAUUGGAUUACCGCUCUACAUUACGGCAACCCUCCAAAACCCAAUGCCCAUUCCACUGACCAAUGGCGUGUUCAGAUUCGAAUGCUCUGGUGUAUGGCAGCCUGUUGAAAUUCCCUGCGAUUACAUUGAGGCCGGCGAUACGGCAUAUAUUAAAUUUCGCAUGACACCUCAACUAACAGGCAGUGCGCAGAUUGCCGCGAAAUUCAACGCCCUUGAGCUAAACGAUGUGGAUGGCUUCGCUUCUUUCGAAGUAACCGAGGACACUUCAGAACUCAACGCAGGACGCUCGCUCAAAAGCAGUCUCGUUUUUGCAUGAUAACAUUAUUUUUCCUCCAUUUUACCUUCUAUUGUAGUGCUUGGUAUUCCCCCUGAAGCAUGUAGCUGAAUAAAAAAGUGACAUCAUCACUCGUUUAUUUUCA
Messenger RNA from Aedes aegypti (yellow fever mosquito), 2691 nucleotides. RefSeq names its product annulin-like. Gene Ontology annotation, molecular function: protein-glutamine gamma-glutamyltransferase activity. The coding region runs from base 339 to 2588 and encodes 749 amino acids. The transcript has 4 exons. Gene Ontology annotation, biological process: peptide cross-linking. NCBI's taxonomy places the organism in Eukaryota, Metazoa, Arthropoda, Insecta, Diptera, Culicidae. The record is from RefSeq and is a predicted model, not a curated record.